AGAUUUUUAUAAAAACCGAUUAUGACGAAAGUGGCAAUACUUGCCUUUCUUCUUGCUCAGGUCACGUUGAUCGUGAGUGAGAAAGUUGGUGUUUGUCCUUCACUAGCAUCACCUUUCGGUGCGUGUGUUGUGACGUGUGGAGCAGACGACGAUUGCGAGGGGACUAAGAAAUGCUGUAACAAUGGAUGUGGGGCGUGGUGCUCUGAAGCAACGUGUCCAGUGGGUCAAACACGAGUAGAUUGYCCAUCAAGUCUUUGUACRUAUGUUGGAUGUCCUGGGAACGACCGGUCGAGUCUAAGAUGCUCAGUGGACUUCUGCAAUCAAUGCAAAGUAAACUUUUACAACGCAUCAACUGGAGAUGCAGUUGACUGUGGUCCAGUUGAGACACUGUGUCCACGCAUGCGUACUGCCAAGAACAAACACCUACUUGGUCAGUACAUCCCCGAGUGUGACGAACAAGGUGCCUUUAAAACUAUACAGUGCCACGAGGGAUACUGCUUUUGCGUCGACAAGAGAGGUAUACCUGAUAUGACAACAAAGGUUCGAGGUGGCAAACCAAAAUGCGCAGAGAAAACGYUGUGUCAAAAGCAAGUUGAAGAAGCCAACAAACUGCCCCCAAUCGGCCGUUUUGUUCCUCAGUGUAAAGAUGAUGGUAGUUUCAAAGAAAAGCAAUGUCACGCCUCUACUGGACAGUGCUGGUGUGUUGACGCGUAUGGCCGUGAGUGGUUUGGUACCAGAUCUCGUGGCAACCUCGAUUGCAGCAAGUCAGUUUGCCCAAGUGGUGUCACGCAAUUACAGUGUGAUCCAAUGAUAUGUCACACAUCUAGUUGCCCUGGYUUCAAAGAUGUCGUUUGCCGUGUUAAUCCAUGUGGGCAAUGCAAACCUGAGUUCCUGGACAAGUUCAAUAGACCRGUAAAGUGUCUCACUCCUUGCCAAAGUCUACGGAACGAUGCUCUUGGAGUAGGAAAAAAGAGCAACGUUUCCAUGUUAGUUGGCCGGUACGUUCCACAAUGUACAGACGACGGAGAUUUCCAACAAAUCCAGUGUUACGCCUCAACUGGCUACUGCUGGUGUGUGGAUGAUCAAGGAAGUCCCGUUAAAGGAACCAUCGUCAGGGGUAGACCUCAUUGCAACUCCUCAGCCGUUAGCGUUUACGGUAAUGGUUGCCCAAAAGGAAAACCAAUGUUUACUUGUUUACGAGAUAUCUGUAAAUGGGAGAGCUGCCCUGCUUACCCUAACGCCAAAUGCCGUGUAAAUCCGUGUGGUACGUGCAGCGCUGAGUUUGUAGAUGCUAACAAUAAAGUCAUCAAAGAUGGCGAUUGCACCAAAGGAUUGACGYUGUGUCAGAAGAAACGAUCCCUAGCACUUCAAUCUGGACAUGGAGGGCUUCAACCAGUAGGACGCUUUGUACCGGAGUGCGAUACCUCUGGGAUGUUUCAAUCCAUCCAAUGCUGGGGUUCUGUUGGAUACUGUUGGUGCGUUAAUACCGCUACAGGAGCUGAAGUUGCUGGAACUARAGUGAGAGGAAGACCUAACUGUAGCAGCCAACCAGUAAACCCUGUAAAGCACGGCUAUUGCCCAUUCAAACAASCAAGAGAUGCCUCCUUCUGUCAAAAUGCCAAACSUUGUUCAGUCGACAAUGACUGCCAAGAAGCAGACAAAUGCUGCAAUAGUACGUGUGGGUCAAUUUGCCAGAAACCUAUCCUGACAGCUUGUCCCAAUGGCAGACCAUUCUUGCUGUGUUUGCACAUGUGUAAUUUUGCUAAGUGUCCUGCUCAUCCAGACGCACAAUGUUUCUCUGAUCCAUGCCGCAUGUGUCAAGUUGAAUUCCGAGACAAAAAUGGCAACAAAGUAGAUUGCGGCCAAGGACUGACUCCAUGCCAGCUGCGUCGCCAACAAGCUAUGGGUCGGCUUGGAGCAUUCAGGCCUCUAUGUGAUGGUAAAGGCAACUACGAGUUCAUCCAACAACACGAGGGCUACUACUGGUGUGUGGACAGYAAGGGACGGGAGAUCAGUGGCACAAGAAAACGAUUCUCUAAGCCUGCUUGCCCUAAUGCUGGAUUAAGUUCUAUGACAUUGUGCCAGUUGCAAAGCCAGAAAGUUGCAGGUGCUCUACCGCUACUUGGYCAAUACAAACCUCAGUGUGAACAGGACGGGUCAUUCAAGCAAAUCCAGUGCCAUCCAUCUACAGGGUAUUGCUGGUGCGUGAACAAGACCAAUGGAGUGAUUGUACCAAACACUCAGAUACGCGGACAACCCAACUGCAACAAAGUUUGUAGCCCUGUUCUCUGCCGUAUGUAUUGUGAGUUUGGCUUUGCUAAGGACCAAUUUGGAUGUGAGAUUUGCCGCUGUGCUUCAGUCCCAGUCAAGCCUGGAUUCUGYCCUGCUAAGACUUCAAAAGGCGGAAAYUGUAACGAUAAAUGUAAUCAAGAUAACGACUGUCCGGGAAGUAGUAAAUGCUGCUCCAAUGGUUGUGGAAAGGUGUGCACAUCGGCUGUAYUGAGAGCUAAGCCCGGUGUCUGUCCUCACCGUCCAGUCGACCAUGUGGGUGUCUGCAUGAAUAAAUGUGGUGAUGAUGCUGAUUGCCAUGGUGACCAAAAAUGCUGCAGCAACGGGUGUGGUCGCGAAUGCUCUGCUCCUGUGAGACAAGCUUGUCCCUAUGGCCAGCCAUUGGUUAUGUGCCKUGUUAAUCCCUGUGAGAAGAAGGCAUGUCCUUCCAACCCUAAGGCUGUCUGCCGACCAAGAUACUGCGGUGGCUGUAAAGCGGAGUUUUUCGAUGAGAACAACAAAGUUGUCGAUUGUACAAAAGGUCUAACAAAGUGCCAAAGCAAGUAUCUUCAAGCAACCUCAAAAGGUCCACUAAUGGGUGCAUACAUCCCUCAGUGCGACAAGAACGGGGCAUUCAGCGCCAUGCAAUGUAGUGGAUCGACUGGRUACUGCUGGUGUGUGAACACUGAAUCUGGAGAGAAAAUCCCCAACACUGACAGCCCUCCAGGAAAAGAUCGUCCAUCUUGUAACAGCACUACACAUGUUGGCCCAGUGUGCCAAAAGAGCAGCAAACGAUUCUCCUUGUGCAGUGGUUCUCUGUGCAAAUCUGCUAACUGUACUCGUAACCCUAAAGCACGCUGUGUAGUUCCCAUGGGAACGUGUGAUGGUCUCUGCAGGCCGAAGUUUUACGACUACGACGGCUCAGAAGUCCAAUGCCUAACAGAGUGCGAACAAAAAAGACUCGAGGCGACUCAAGGUGGUCUUCUAGGUGCAUACAAACCUACCUGUAAUAACGACGGCACCUAUACGCUCAUCCAGUGUCAUCCUUCUACUGGCUUCUGCUGGUGCUCUUCCCCAGAUGGAAAAGAAUGGCCAGGAACACGAGCACGUGGUCAACCGAAAUGCCUACGAGAAAGAUCAGCUCCGGAUAUCAUUCAUGUUUACAUCAGUCUUACAUUCAAGAACGACUUCGAGACGAUCAACGAUACUAUUGAAAAUUUUACCAGAACGUUAACGACUCAACUGUCAAAGCGACUUGGCCUCAAAAAAGAACAAAUCACUGAGAUGUCUGUCACUAGUGGGAGCGUCAUUGCUAAGUUUUACGUCGUACGUGUUGAUGGUGGAAGAGAUAUUGARAACUUUGCUCAAUACGUUCAAGAUGAGGUCCGCCAAAAUGGAAUUGUAAUAAAAUAUGCUGGUAUGUCAUUUGUGGCCAGUCCACAAUUGGUUCAAGCCUCUGCCAACUAUAAAUCCAUUCAAAGUUCGACCGGGAAAGAAGGUGGACUCGGUACUACAACCAUCGUUUUGAUCUGUGUGUUUGCUGCCCUUGCAAUUGUUAUUGUCGCUGUUAUCGUAGUUGUGGUGAAGAGAARAAGAAGUCGAGAGCGCUCGGGUACUGAUACGACUGGAUUUUUCUWCCGUGAUGGUCGCGCUGAAAGYUACAGUGCAGUAUCAACAUAACGUCCACAUACGCACGAAUCUUUUUGUAUUUGUUAUAGUUUAUAAGGAUUUGACACAAAUGUAACACAAUUUUCGAAAAUAAAUGUAUUUUUUUAUAUA
Molecule: messenger RNA, 4047 nt
Organism: Exaiptasia diaphana
Lineage: Eukaryota; Metazoa; Cnidaria; Anthozoa; Actiniaria; Aiptasiidae
Product: cell death abnormality protein 1
Exons: 27
Coding region: 22-3948 (1308 amino acids)
Cellular component (GO): extracellular region
Molecular function (GO): serine-type endopeptidase inhibitor activity
Source: RefSeq, a predicted model, not a curated record